Molecule: messenger RNA, 924 nt
Organism: Aspergillus ochraceoroseus IBT 24754
Lineage: Eukaryota; Fungi; Ascomycota; Eurotiomycetes; Eurotiales; Aspergillaceae
Exons: 1
Coding region: 1-924 (307 amino acids)
Source: RefSeq, a predicted model, not a curated record
AUGGAUCCCCCACGGAAUCGAAAACAGAGACGCGCUGCCGCUGCUUCUGCCUCCAACGCCGACACGUCGUUCGAUCCCUCAUCCAUCCCCCUAGCUCGACCUCCACAGAAUAACCCAGCGAACCACCAGGUGAAUGGGAAAAAAUUAGUGGAUCUGAUCUCGGAAAGACAAAAUGAACUUUUGCACGGAGGAAAAGUAUCCGGGGGUGUCCCUGAGUCGAAGAAGGCUAUCGAGACGAGAUUCGUGACUGUCGAUCCAGUGACGGGCGAUAUCUCUCCUGUCGAUGCGUCAGACAUUGCAGGCAUGAAGAAAACACAGCAGGGCUCUUCGGAGAACAUGCCUUGGAACGAGAAACCGCGACCAGAGGACCACGAAGACGAAGUCGAUGCCGAUGCUGAUACCGAACCCCCUAUCCCGCCGUUUCUCGACACGUUGUUGCUCUCAAUACCCCUGACGGUUCUGCAUCUCACCCUGGCCUAUCUGGCAGCCCAUCAGUAUGCACAAAAUAUCGAAAUGGAUGUUCUCUUGUGGGAAUCCGGAUUGGUCACCUUUCCGAUGCUGACUUUGCUCAUACACCUUGCUCAUGGCCAUAUCAUCUCUUUCAAUCGGGGACAGAAGAAAACCCCGGAAAUCAUCUCGUUCUUCCCGUGGCACUCGGACAAACUGUCGAUGGCCUUCUUCAGAAAGCUCCUUUUCCCUCCGUCCUUGCGAACAACGAUCUUCUUGCCAGCGGCGAUUUUUCUCGGGGCCCGACUCAUGGAAAUGACGAAUGAAGAUACAUACUAUGCUGUCAUGAAGCGUGCACCUGCAAUCGGCACGCUGUGGGUAUGGUGUAUUCUAGAGAUCCCGGUGGGAGCAGCUACUCUAGGGGCAUUGGGACCGAUGAUUUGGGGCGUCUGGUGGAGAGGAUACGGCAUUCUCUGA